AUGGCUGGGGUCGACCAAACGGUCCCGACCGAGCCUGAAAUUGUGGAGGAUGAGCAACUCGCCGCAGACAAUGAUGUGCCAGCCAGCGGCUUCGAGUUAGAUUCCACGUUUGGCGACGACGACAGAUCUACCACGAGCCAGAGCAUCAGGUCAUCGAUCUAUAAUUACCGCUACGAGAAUGGACGCACAUAUCAUGCGUAUCACGAUGGCGAAUACCUGGUCUACAGAGUUCCCAAUGAUGAGGUUGAGCAAGACCGUCUUGACCUUCUACAUCACCUCUUCAAGAUGAUUCUUGGCGGUGAGCUACUGACUGCGCCACUACCCACCAGCCCUAAGCGUGUCCUUGACGUAGGCACUGGCACGGGCAUUUGGGCUAUAGAGUUUGCCGAUCUGUAUCCGAGUGCUAGCGUUAUUGGAACUGAUUUGAGUCCUAUCCAGCCAAGAUGGGUGCCACCUAACCUUCAAUUCUAUGUCGAGGACUGUGAAGCCAAUUGGUCGUUCUCCGACUCCGAAAAGUUUGAUUACAUCCACGGCCGGGCUCUGUGUGGUGGUAUAGCUGAUUGGCCGCGCUUCUACUCGCAGGCGUUUGACAAUCUUGAACCAGGGGGAUGGAUGGAGAUGCAGGACCAUGAGUGCUGGAUCAAUAGUGACGAUGGGGGCAUGGACUCUGCGCCUGGUUGUAAUGAGUGGAUUCAUGAAGUUGACAGGGCAAGCCGGAUCUUUGGGAAACCACUUAAUGUUGCUCAUGAACACAGGCAAUGGAUGAUCUACGCGGGCUUCGAAGACGUCCAUGAGACUAUCAAGAAGGUAAGGCGCAUGUUCUCGGUCUACGGACGAAGCUGA
Molecule: messenger RNA, 843 nt
Organism: Cyphellophora europaea CBS 101466
Lineage: Eukaryota; Fungi; Ascomycota; Eurotiomycetes; Chaetothyriales; Cyphellophoraceae
Exons: 2
Coding region: 1-843 (280 amino acids)
Molecular function (GO): methyltransferase activity
Source: RefSeq, a predicted model, not a curated record